CGAACCCGUCGUCGCAGGAGAAGCCAUGUCGUCGUGCGCCGAAGUCCUGCGUUUCCAACUUCCGGGCCACGAAGCCGCCGCCCUGCGGAGCAUGAACCGCCUGCGCGCCGAAGAACGUUUCUGCGACGUCACCAUCGUGGCGCGGAGCCUGCGCUUCCGAGGUCAUCGCGUCAUCCUGGCCGCGUGCUCCCCUUUCCUCCGCGACCAAUUCCUCCUCAACCCGGCGGCCGAGCUGCGCGUCUCGCUAGCCCACAGCGCCCGCGUGCUGGCCGACCUCCUCCUCUCCUGUUACACCGGCGCCCUCGAAUUCGCCGGCCGCGACCUCGUGAAUUACCUCACCGCCGCAAGCUACCUGCAGAUGGAACACGUCGUCGAACGCUGCCGCGGCGCCCUGGCGCGUUUCAUCCAACCGCCACCCCCCGCCGCGCAACCCCCGUUGCGACCCGCGCCGCCCCCGCCGCCGCCUCCGCCGCCCAAACCCGAGGAGGACGAGGAAGAGGAAGAGGAGGACGACGCCGCGCCCGAUGUCUGCAUCGUCAAAGUGGAACCGGCCGCCGCCGCCGCCGUGGCGGCGGCGGCGGCGCGAAGACGGCGGGGACCGCGGGUUUGGCCGCAAGCGACGGUGACGGCGGCGGCGGCGGAGGGAACGGCCCCCCCCGAACCUCCCCGGCCCCCGCCGCUCGGCGUGGUGAAGGCGUGUUACAGCCUGGCCGAGGACGCCGAAGGCGAGGGGCUCCUCAUCUUCCCCGGCGGCGGCGGCGGCGGUGGCGGCGCGGCGCCGGCGCCGACAUCAUCAUCAUCGGACGAACCGAACGUGGCCAACCCUUCGUCUUCCUCGUCGUCGUCGUCGGCGCGGUGCGGUAAAUGCGGCGAAGCUUUCCAAGGCGUUGAAAAAUUGGUGUUCCACAUGCGCGCCCAACAUUUCGUCUUCAUGUGCCCGCGUUGCGGCAAACAGUUCAACCACAGCAGCAACCUCAACCGCCACAUGAACGUCCACCGCGGCGUCAAAUCCCACGGCUGCGGCGUCUGCGGCAAAAGCUUCACCCAAAAAUCCACCCUCCACGACCACAUGAACCUGCACAGCGGCGAACGUCCCUACCGCUGCUCCUACUGCGACGUCCGCUUCGCGCACAAACCCGCCAUCCGCCGCCACCUCAAGGAGCAGCACGGCAAAACCACGGCCGAGAACGUGCUGGAGGCCAGCGUGGCCGAGAUCAACGUGCUCGUGCGUUGAAAAAAAAAAG
Messenger RNA from Grus americana (Whooping crane), 1244 nucleotides. It is a transcript of the gene ZBTB12, whose product is annotated as zinc finger and BTB domain containing 12. The transcript has 2 exons. Lineage: Eukaryota; Metazoa; Chordata; Aves; Gruiformes; Gruidae. Gene Ontology annotation, molecular function: protein binding; DNA-binding transcription factor activity, RNA polymerase II-specific; RNA polymerase II cis-regulatory region sequence-specific DNA binding. Gene Ontology annotation, biological process: regulation of transcription by RNA polymerase II. Bases 26 to 1234 code for a protein of 402 amino acids. The record is from RefSeq and is a predicted model, not a curated record.